AUGUUGGCUUCACGACAGCUUCUGGGCUCUGUUGCCCGGAGCCGUACUGCCGCCAGUGCCCGUCUGGGACUGCGUGGCAUGGCUACCGUUUCUGACUCUCCCCUUGACCGCAAGGUCAAGCAGAACAUCCACGAGGAGGGCAACUUCAUCAACUACAAGAAGAUGUCCGAGAACCUGUCCAUCGUUCGCCAGCGUCUCAACCGCCCCCUGGCCUACGCUGAGAAGAUUCUCUACUCCCACUUGGACGACCCUCACGGACAAGAGAUCGAGCGUGGUGUCUCAUACCUGAAGCUCCGCCCCGAUCGCGUUGCUUGCCAGGAUGCCACUGCUCAGAUGGCUAUUCUGCAGUUCAUGUCUGCUGGCAUGCCCUCCGUCGCCAACCCCACUACUGUCCACUGCGAUCACUUGAUCGAGGCUCAGAUUGGUGGCUCUAAGGAUCUUGCCCGUGCCGUCGGCAUCAACAAGGAGGUCUACGACUUCCUUGCCUCUGCUUGCGCCAAGUACAACAUCGGUUUCUGGAAGCCCGGCUCUGGUAUCAUCCACCAGAUUGUCCUCGAGAACUACGCUUUCCCCGGUGGUCUUCUUAUCGGAACUGACUCUCACACUCCCAACGCUGGUGGUCUUGGUAUGUGCGCUAUCGGUGUCGGUGGUGCCGACGCCGUCGAUGUCAUGGCCAACCUUCCCUGGGAGCUGAAGGCCCCCAAGGUUAUCGGUGUCAAGCUCACUGGUGCUCUGAACCCCUGGGUCACUCCCAAGGAUAUCAUUCUCAAGGUUGCCGGUAUCUUGACCGUCAAGGGUGGUACUGGUGCCAUUGUUGAGUACCACGGCCCUGGUGUCGACACCCUCUCUGCCACUGGUAUGGGAACUAUCUGCAACAUGGGUGCUGAGAUCGGUGCCACCACCUCCCUCUUCCCCUUCAACGACUCCAUGCACAAGUACCUCACCGCCACCAAGCGUAAGGACAUUGGUGACUUCGCGAAGACCUACGCCAAGGAGCUUCGCGAGGAUGAGGGUGCCGAGUACGACCAGCUCAUCGAGAUCAACCUGUCCGAGCUCGAGCCCCACAUCAACGGUCCCUUCACCCCCGAUCUGGCCACCCCCAUCUCCAAGUUCAGCGAGGCUGUCAAGGCCAACAACUGGCCCGAGGAUCUCAAGGUCGGUCUGAUCGGUUCUUGCACCAACUCCUCCUACGAGGACAUGACCCGCGGUGCUGCCAUCGCUCGCGACGCUCUCGACCACGGUAUCAAGUCCAAGGCCAUCUUCACCAUCACCCCCGGUUCCGAGCAGAUUCGCGCCACCAUUGAGCGCGAUGGUCAGCUUCAGACCUUCGAGGAGUACGGCGGUAUUGUCCUUGCCAACGCCUGCGGUCCCUGCAUUGGUCAGUGGGAUCGUCAGGAUGUCAAGAAGGGCACCCCCAACUCCAUCAUCUCUUCCUACAACCGUAACUUCACCGGACGUAACGACGGUAACCCCGCCACCCACUCCUUCGUCGCCUCUCCCGACAUGGUCGUUGCCAUGACUGUCGCCGGCAGCCUCCACUUCAACCCCCUUACCGACAAGCUCAAGGACAAGGACGGCAACGAGUUCAUGCUCAAGCCUCCUUCCGGAGACUCUCUCCCCAGCCGCGGAUACGACCCCGGCCAGAACACCUACCAGGCUCCUCCCGCCGACCGCAGCACCGUCAACGUCCAGGUCUCUCCCUCCUCCGACCGUCUUCAGAUCCUGUCCUCCUUCCAGCCUUGGGAUGGCAAGGAUGUCAACGAUAUCCCCAUCCUCAUCAAGUGCAAGGGCAAGACCACCACUGACCACAUCUCCAUGGCCGGUCCCUGGUUGAAGUACCGUGGCCACUUGGACAACAUCUCCAACAACAUGUUGAUUGGUGCCAUCAACGAGGCCAACGGCGAGGCCAACAAGAUUCAGAACUUCACCACCGGCGAAUGGGACGCCGUCCCCGCCGUCGCCCGUGACUACAAGGCCAAGGGUAUUAAGUGGGUUGUCAUUGGUGACUGGAACUACGGCGAGGGUUCUUCCCGUGAGCACGCCGCUCUUGAGCCCCGUCACCUUGGUGGUCUUGCCAUCAUCACCCGCUCCUUCGCCCGUAUUCACGAGACCAACCUGAAGAAGCAGGGUAUGCUUCCUCUUACCUUCUCCGACCCCGCCGACUACGACAAGAUCAGACCCGAGGACAAGGUCGACAUCCUCGCCACUGAGCUCGAGGUCGGCAAGCCUCUGACCAUGGUUGUCCACCCCAAGGAUGGCAAGGCCUUCGAGGUCAAGCUCUCCCACACCUUCAACGCCCCCCAGAUUGAGUGGUUCAAGAACGGUUCCGCUCUUAACACCAUGGCCAAGUCCGCUGGCAAGUCAUAA
Molecule: messenger RNA, 2367 nt
Organism: Colletotrichum costaricense
Lineage: Eukaryota; Fungi; Ascomycota; Sordariomycetes; Glomerellales; Glomerellaceae
Product: aconitate hydratase
Exons: 2
Coding region: 1-2367 (788 amino acids)
Biological process (GO): tricarboxylic acid cycle
Cellular component (GO): cytosol; mitochondrion
Molecular function (GO): 4 iron, 4 sulfur cluster binding; aconitate hydratase activity
Source: RefSeq, a predicted model, not a curated record